AAGAACUUGUUUGACAAGUGAGUUGAGGUGAGUUUCAGAGCACAGGACGUAUGGCUCAUGUAUUUUGAUGUGAAACCCCAUUCCUUUGAUGGAAUGCAGUUGGAGAUGAUUUUGAAGACAUUUGUGCCACGUUUGACAUGUCAUGCCUUUGAUAAGUCAUAAUUUGACAUAAAAUUGAUAUCAAUUGAUUGUAAUAGUAUUUAUCAAAUAUGUCUAAAGUAUUUUCUACAGAAGAUUGCAUCCAAACAGCGAACUCAACGGCUGUAAAGUCGCAAAAACUUUUAAAUCUUCACAGAGUAACGGCUAAUGGAAAUGGAUUAAAGUUUGUGGCCGUUAAGAGACCCGUUGUUUUUAUUAUAAAUGCACCGGGAUUUCAACAAGAUGACAUUUCCAUAGUUGUCACUGCACCUUCCAGUCGAGAGAUCCCUUUCCGAAUGGAUACCAUUAAAGCGGGUCACUAUGAGGUGGAGUACAUAACUCCAGAAAUAGGCGAACAUCUAAUUGAAGUGAAGGCGUUGGGCAAAGCAAUUACUGGCAAUCCGUUUCGUAGUUUUGCAUACGAUUCCAGCAAAAUAAAAGUGGGAACUAUACCUAAUGGCAUUAUAGGCAAACCCAUCCAAUUUAACAUCGAUUGCAGUGAAGCUGGUUCUGGAAAUUUGGAAAUUCUUGUAAACAACGGACGAGUUUGUAGUGAAGUUAAAAACUUAGGAAAUCAUCACUUCUUGGCUUCAUUUGUAGCAAAUUCUGUGUCAUUACAUACCAUUGAAAUGAAGUUUAAUGGAGAACAUGUGUCGGGAUCUCCAUUUAAGUGCCAAAUAUUUGCGCCAAAUAUUGCAUCAAAUUGUUUAUCAAAAUCUGAUUUAUUAAAAGUCCAGACUCUUGAGUCUUUCCCUGUGGGACAGACACAUUCAUUUGAUAUCAGUGCUUCUGGAUUCAAAAAAGAAGAUAUCAUUGUUUCCAUAGUUGGACCUUCAAAAACAAUUAUUCAAAACCGUAUAUUAGAUCUACAAAACGAUACUUUUCGUGUAUAUUUUAGUGUCUCAAUAGUUGGCACCUAUUUGUUUGAGAUCAAUAUUAGCGGUCAACCAAUGAUGACAAAUGCAUUUUCAGCAAAAGCUUAUGAUAUUUCCAGAAUAACAGUUAGCGAAACACCUAAAACUUGUCUAAUCGGACAUAAGUUUGAAUUUCAAGUGGAUGCCUCUCAAGCAGGAGAGGGACAGUUAGAGAUUGCAGUGAAUGAUGGAGAGGUUCCUAAUCAGGUACAAGUGUUGGGUAAUGGCAAAUGUUUGGUUAACUUUACACCAGAAUCACUCAUCUCUCAUAUUGUUGACAUUAAAUUUAAUGGAGAAAAUGUACCAGGCUGUCCAUUUGUUUGUGAAAUAUCCGAUGCCACACAAUUUAAUGUAGAUGUCAGCCAUAUUGAACUAAUCCCAGUCGGACUAUCUGCCAGAUUCAACAUAACAUCAAAUACUAUUAUUCAGAACCAAUCAAUGCAUGUAUUCAUUACAUCCCCAAAUGGCAAACAAUUACCAGUGAAUGUCGAGUAUAUCGAUGGAUGUGUUUGUGAAUUCACACCAUUAGAAGUGGGACCUCAUAUAAUAACCAUUGAACACUGCAAUCGAGCCAUCAAUACAUCACCAUUUGUUAUCAAAGCUUAUGACUCAAAAAAAGUUUUGGUGACUCCUGUUUCAUCGGGAAGUAUAGGAAAACCCAUUCAAUUUAUAGUGGAUGCCAGCAAUUCUGGUGAAGGAAACUUAGAAAUAGCAGUCAAUGCAAAGGGAGAAAACAUUAUAACACAAGUGCACCCCAUGGGAGGCGCAAAGUUUGGCGUCUCAUUUGUUGCUAAUGAUAAUAUCGAUCACAUUGUUUCCAUUACUUUUAAUGGACAACCAGUUCUGGGAAGUCCUUUCGUUGUUCAUAUUAAUCCGGAUAUGAAUAAAGUUUCAGUUAGUGGUUCAGCUCUUCAUUUUGCACCUAUUGAUAGCAUAGCUGUCCUUACAAUUCAUAAUAUAUUAUCAGAAAGUGACUUAUUUGUCAUAAUAGCCGACCCAACUGGUCAGCCCAUUGCCACUACAAUUAAAAAAGAUACUCAUUCUGAUCUGACAUUUCUGGAAUUUAUGCCAACUGUCCCCGGCGAAUAUGCAAUUCAACUGAAGUACAAAGGAAUAGCAAUCAUGGGUUCGCCCUUUUCAUCAAAAGUUUAUGACAUAAAAAGAAUUUGUGUCAAAGAAAUUCCUCGAGAGAUUGUUAUUGGAAAAGCUGUCACUUUUAUAGUCGAGGCGACAAAUGCAGGUCCGGGUAAUUUGGAAGUGAUAGUCAACAAUGGAAAAGUUCCGUCAACUCCAAAGGCUUUGGGAUCAAGUCUUUAUGCCAUUACUUUUGUCCCCAAAGAUAGAGAGGAUCACAAUAUUGAUAUUAAAUUUAAUGGAGAACCAGUUCCCGGUUCUCCAUUUACAUGUACUGUAUUGGAUGCCUCUAAAGUUUCCAUCAAUAAGGAGGGCUUAGAGAAAUCAGCUGUUUUGACCACUGCUUCCUUUACUAUUGACACCAAUGGAACCACUCUUUCUGAAAAUAACAUUAUAAUUCUUGGUCCGACACAUAAAACUUUAAAAGCAAAUCUGACGGGUGAUCCUCAAAACGGUUAUAAAAUAGAGUUCACGCCGACAGAAGUUGGAGACCAUGCGAUUGAUAUCAAAAUCGGUGGUUCAUCAGUAACCAGCUGUCCAUUUCUGGUUAAGGCUUAUGAUUCAAAAAAUGUCAGAAUUUCAGAAAUAACGAGUGGAACUGUUGGCAAACCUAUAUAUUUUUCGAUUGAUGCCAGUGCUGCCGGUGCGGGAAACUUGGAGAUAAUAGUAUCGGCCAAUGGAAGGAAUGUUCCCAAUUACGUGCAAUCUGAAGGUAACGCCAAGUUUCGCGUUAAUUUCAAGCCAACUGAGCCGAGCACUCAUGUGUUAAGUGUUAAAUUCAAUGGAGAACCCGUUCCUGGAAGUCCUUAUUUAGUAAAAGUUGUGGACAGCACUCAAUCUAUAGUCUCGGGACAAGCAUUAAGGAUGGCUUCGUUAGCUAAAGGGGUUGAAUUCAUUGUCGAAAACAGAAACGAUGAGUGCUCUGAAUGCAAGACUGUUGUCACCAGUCCAACUGGUAAAAAAAUUGACACUUCAAGUAUACCCCAAUCUAAUGGAUUUUUGGUUCAAUUUAAACCUUUUGAAGUCGGACCACAUCAAGUGCUCGUCCUUUUGGAUGGAGUAACAGUUCCCGGCUGUCCAUUCAGUUGUAAUAUAUAUGAUGUGAAUAAAGUGAAUAUAUCGGGUUUGAAUACAUGUGUUGUGGGUAAACCUAUGACAUUUCAGGUGGACGCAUCACAUGCUGGUGAGGGCACACUUGAAUUAGUGGUCACUACUAAAAAAUCUUCAGUUAGAGCUGAAGUCCUGAUGAAAAGUCGAGGUCUAUAUAAUGUAACGUUUAUACCACAAGAGAUUGUUUCACAUUUUAUUAAUAUAACUUUCAAUGAAGAAGAUGUUCCCGGAAGUCCUUUCAAAAUCGAUGUAUUGGAAGAUAUUAAGGACGAGAUUGAAGACAAUACAAGUUUCAUAACAAAUGAGGAUAAAACUGAUAAACAAACAACUGCUGGAUUAGUCGGUACUUUAAAUGUUAUGGAGUUUGAAGUAAAUAAUUGUAACGAUAAGAUUGAGGCCGUUGUUAUAGGACCGAAUCAGUCUGUUGUUAGCACAACGGCUGUCAAAACCGGUGACAAUAAAAUAAGAUUAGAGUAUUCACCGAAAGAAAUAGGAUUACAUAAAAUGGAGUUAUUCUCCAAUUCUAAGUCCGUCUUUAAAAAACCACUAUUUAUAGCAGUUUGUGAUCCUUCAAGAGUUAAAGUCAAUGAUUUAUACGAUGGAGUCAUUGACAGAGAAAAUCAAUUUAAAGUUGACACUUCAAAGGCCGGUUGGGGAGUACUAUCAGUUAAUAUAAAAAGUAACGAAAAAGAUAUACCAUAUAAUAUUAAAGAAUUGUCUUCAAAUAUAUUUAUGGUAUCGUUUAUACCACGAAUUGAUAUAUCACAUCAAAUUGAUAUCAGAUAUAAUGGACACCUAAUUCCAGGUUUCCCUCAAACUAUAGAUAUUAGGGAUCCUUCACAGGCUAUUAUAGUUCACGGGAAUGGAAUUAAAUCAUCGGUUCCCGGAGAAAAUACUACAUUUAUUAUAGAAACCGGAUGUUUUGCAUCUGCCAAAGAUUUUGAUAUAAUAGUUACUGAUCCCAAUGGAUCACCCCUUCCAGUUAAAUGCUAUCAGCAGAAAAAUGGUAGUUUACUUGUUGAAUGGACACCAAUUCAAACGGGUCAUCAUAAGGUCGAUGUUUUGCAUUUGGAUAAACCAAUAAUGGGUUCGCCGUUCAAAUGCGAAAUAUUUGAUGCAUCAAAAGUCAAACUCGAAAAAAUCAAAUUAAAUAAUUUGGUGGUCAACAAAAAAGUUGUUUUUUCACUGACCCGAUUAGGGGCCGGUUAUGCAGAACUUGAUGUAACAAUUACGAGUCCAUUGGGUAGACAUUUACCUAUUGAAGUAAAAAGUAUGUCUGAUAGUGAGGGAGAGCUGAUAGAGUUUGUGCCAACUGUUGCCGGAAAAUAUAAAAUAGCCAUAACUUAUGGAGGCUUUGAAAUACCCAACAGUCCAAUAACUUUUAUAGCACAGGAAGGACUGUCGCCAAAAGUUGAAGGAAAUGGUUUAUAUUGUGGUAUAAUAAAUGAACCGACCAGUUUCACCAUCAAUGCAACCGGUAUUUAUGGUACACCCGAAGUUAGGAUCGAUGGACCCGACAGUGAGGCCGCCUGUAAUAUAGAGAAAGAGAAUGACUUAUUUCAUGUGACAUACGUUCCCCUCGAAAUCGGUGUCUUUGAUAUCAGAGUUCUCUGGAAUGGCAAAGAUAUUCCCGAAAGUCCAUUUCAUCCACGUAUAGUAAACCUGCAAAAGAUUCGCAUAAUAGGCGGUUGGGAUAAUGUCUUGGACUCUAACAAUCAAAUCAAUAUCUGUGUUGCAGAAGAAAGAAAAAUAUCUUUUGAUAUUAGCGAAGGCGGACCAGCUAAAUUGACGGCAAAAGUAAAAAAUCCUGAUUUAACUUUUGAUGAAAUACCUGUUGAACAAACUGCUGGACAUAAAUACAGACUAUGUUUUAGACCUAAAGUCGAAGGCGAACAUCAAAUAUAUAUAUAUUUUGCUGAUUUAUUAUUACCGCAAACACCAAUUCAAGCCAUAGUUAGCGAAAACCCACAAACAUCUGAAUGCGCUACUGUUGUACUUAGAGGACAUGGAUUAGCCGGUGCUCGUGUCGGUGAAGAGUCGGAAUUUACAAUUGAUGGAACAGAUGCAGGAAAUGGACAGCCAGAAGUUACUUUGACUGGUGUUAAGACAGACAUUCCCGUUAAAGUAACACAAAUCAGUUCAAAAGUUUUCAAAGCUGUUUAUAUGCCAUCAAUUCAAGGCACUUAUUUAUUAAAUGUAAUUUGGGGUCAAAAACAAGUUAAAGGUUGUCCACUAAAAGUAUCAAUCCUUCCGAGUUGUGACGCAAAGAGAGUUAUUUGUUCGGGUGAUGGACUUAAAUAUGGAUCCAUUGGAAAACAGAUUAAAGCAUUUAUCGAUACUCGAAGAGCUGGUCCAGGUGAACUUACAGCCCAUUGUGUUGGUCCUCAUAAGAUAGCCCACUGUGAACUAUAUGAUCAAAUGGACGGGACAUUCACUUUAUUAAUUAAGCCACAAGAAGGGGGUAAACAUGUAUUGACCAUUAAAUAUGGCGGCGAACAUGUGUCGGGUUCUGCAUUUACAAUACGAAUUGCUGGAGCACCGGAUGCUUCAAAAGUUAGAGUACUUGGUCCGGGUAUAGAGCACGGGGUUCUACCACUAUAUCAAAGUAGAUUCAUAUGUGAUACAAGAGGUGCCGGUGCCGGACAAUUAACUGUUAGAAUUCGUGGUCCAAAAGGCGCUUUUCGAGUUGAGAUGCAAAGGGAGAGUCAAAAGGAUAGAACAAUAUUAUGUAAAUACGAUCCGACAGAACCGGGAGAUUACAGAAUUGAAGUCAAGUGGUCGGGAGUACACGUUCCCGGAUCACCAUUUGUUGUACUUAUUUUUGAUACUCAAGAGGAACUCAGUCGAUAUUUGGCCGGACAUUAUGGCACUCCAAGUGGUGCAUCAUCUUUGCCACCACUUAAUGCUAUUGAAUAUCUUAAUAAUGGUAUAACUUAUGGAACAGCUUUGGGGCGCAUGUCUUGGAGAGGAUCCACUGCUGAACUUUAG
Molecule: messenger RNA, 6284 nt
Organism: Oppia nitens
Lineage: Eukaryota; Metazoa; Arthropoda; Arachnida; Sarcoptiformes; Oppiidae
Gene: jbug
Product: filamin-C-like
Exons: 26
Coding region: 210-6284 (2024 amino acids)
Biological process (GO): actin cytoskeleton organization
Molecular function (GO): actin filament binding
Source: RefSeq, a predicted model, not a curated record